GGGAAUAACUUCCGGAUGGAGAGACGUUCGCUUCCGGGUUAUGCACUUCCUGGGAGGAAGACCCUAUGUUUUUUUUUCCCUUUGGGAUGAGUGGUUCCUAACUCGUGAUGCAUCCGAACUUGUCACCUCAUCUACACACUGAAGAGUGUAACGUUAUCAUCCGUCAACUUCAAAAGUGCCACAAGGAGCAUACCUUCUUGAAGUUUUUUGGCCAUUGCAAUGAUAUUGACAGAGCAAUGAGGAAAUGCCUAAAGAAAGAGGUAAAAAAAUUGGGAAUGGGGAUAUUGAUAAUCUUGUCAGCUUGUCAGUUUAGUAAACCUGGCCACCGAGUGACUCUACUGGGACCCGGUGUUCUCAUAUUCACCGAGACGUUGUCACCCAAAUGA
Protobothrops mucrosquamatus (brown spotted pit viper) is the source of this 386-nucleotide messenger RNA. RefSeq names its product C-X9-C motif containing 2 (gene CMC2). The transcript is spliced from 3 exons. Lineage: Eukaryota; Metazoa; Chordata; Lepidosauria; Squamata; Viperidae. Bases 108 to 386 code for a protein of 92 amino acids. The record is from RefSeq and is a predicted model, not a curated record. Gene Ontology annotation, cellular component: mitochondrion.